AUGGUGCCACACCUGCACAGUGCCAGCCCACAGGCCCUCACCAGCCAGGCCCCCAGCAUCCAGGGGUCCAUCCCCCAGACCCUCGCCAGCCAAGUCUCCAGACCAUCUGGAGAGGCCAAAGACAGCGCCCUCUGCUGUUCAGGAAAUGAGAAUCCUAUGAUCACAUGUGUUUUCUUACAAAAGCAGAAGCCAGUGCAGUCAGUGAAUGGUUACUACCAGCUGACUGGCGUCGUCUCUCAUUUGGGAGGCUCCGCAAACUCCGGGCACUACAUUAGUGACAUAUUGCAUGCCAGUGGAAACUGGUUCUGCUGUAACGACAGCCAGGUGUCAAUGUCCAAUGAAGCCACUGUGCUGAGGACCAGAGCCCGGAGUGCCUACAUGCUCUUCUAUAUGUUCAGGGCAAGAGAGCGGGAGGCCCCAGCACACAGGGCCUAACAGGGCCACCAGCAUCAGCCCCAGCCUAAACAGGGGCAGCACCUGGACCAGCACUCAGACCUGACUCAACAGGGGUAGUACCAGGCCCAGCCUCAAACCCCCAGCCCAGCCUCAACAGGGGUAGUACCAGGCCCAGUCUCAAAACCCCCAGCCCAGCCUCAACCCUCACACACCUGCCUCGAAAGGGGUAGCAUUUGGCCCAACAUCAACAACCCCGAGCCCAGCCAUAACAGGGGCAGCACUGGGCCCAACAUCAUCACACCCAGCCCAGCCUCAACAUGGGAAGAACCAGGCCCAGUCUCAACAUGGGCAGAACAUGACCCAGCCCCAACACCCUCAGACCUGCCUCAACAGGUGCAGCAUUCAGCCCAACUUCAAUCAUGCUGCUCUUCAACACUAGCAUGAACAUUCUUUCAGUAGCUUAUGUCAUCAAUUCCUGCCCUUGUCUUGACUACUUCACCUAAUGUAUAAAGUAUACACACUAAAUGUAGUACACAUGUAGAUGUGGUGGACAGAGAGUGUGAUUAUUUAGAGGAUAUAACAUCCCUUCUAUUUGGUUUGGUUUGAAAUCCUCCUGUUGUGAAAUACACUGUGGUGUCUAACCUCUUAUUCAGCAUGGUCACACCGGAAGACCUGCAAUAUUAAUAAAGACAAGCAAAUGUAAGAAAA
Oncorhynchus masou masou (cherry salmon) is the source of this 1104-nucleotide messenger RNA. Its product is annotated as ubiquitin carboxyl-terminal hydrolase 37-like. NCBI's taxonomy places the organism in Eukaryota, Metazoa, Chordata, Actinopteri, Salmoniformes, Salmonidae. Gene Ontology annotation, biological process: protein deubiquitination. Gene Ontology annotation, molecular function: cysteine-type deubiquitinase activity. Bases 1 to 435 code for a protein of 144 amino acids. The transcript has 4 exons. The record is from RefSeq and is a predicted model, not a curated record. Gene Ontology annotation, cellular component: cytosol; nucleus.